GAGAGGGAUGCGGUGGUCGAGAUCCUUCUGGAGGGGGGUUGGGGGAGGACGGGAGGCCCAGAUGCACCGACCGCUGCUGCCCCUCAGCCUCUGCCCUCCCUCCUCCUGCCCUCCCCCUUGCAGAAAUGCCAUGUCGUGGGGCCGCACCGGGGCCGAGCCUAUGUGACACCUGCGGUUCCCGGUGGCCUCCACACUCUCCCACGCUCUCCUCCCACGCCUCACGCUGAUCUCCUGCCUUCCAGAUGUUUGUUUUCGUCAGUCUGUCGCUUCUUGCCUGGAGUAGGGUACUCGGAUGUUGGAGACCGAUUUUAGACCACCCCUGUGUUAGAGCCCCUUGAGCCAUACUGUUUGUUCUGGUCUUAAGGAUCACUGUGACACCAAUAAAAAGGAAGGAGAUGGACGUCUGUCGAAUUCCUGCAUGGCCGAGUACCGAGCAAACUGCUGCCCCAUCGAAUCCUCAUUACUUGUUCUUAGAACUCGUUUCACAACAUCUUAACCUCACAGACAUUAGCUGGCUUGGUGGCAUUUAGCGAGCACCGUUCUUUCCUCCCUAGCUGGUUAGCUUUCAAGUCCAAAGUAGGAACUCUGAACCCAGACACUUCCUGUCUGCUGGGCUCUGGCUGAACUGUACCACUGCCAAACCCUAACCCUAGGCCAACUGCUUCCUCUUUCUCCAGCUGAGGAUUCUUUUCAUGUCCCUUUCACUAGUGCAGACUGCGCUUCCCUGCUUCUCUGGUUAUUUCAGAAGCAGGCAUUCCUUAAGCGCUGUAAGGAGGUGAACUUUUGGAGUACAGAACCUUGGAUUUUGAUCCUGGCUCUGCCACGUACCUGUGUCCUUGAGCAGAUUCACUGUCUUCUCGCUUUAGCUUGUCUUUGCUUAACAUGGGUGAGUGCCUUCUGACCAGCAGGCUCUUGUCCAGUUCUCCCUCGCUGUCCUCCAGCAGGCACUGCACGGAAGCCCAGACCCCUCUGCUCCUCAUGGGCAGCUGCCAGGCAGGGCACAACUUGCAUCUCUGUCUGGCUCACCACCCACCUUUGGUCUGUGCCACUUUGAUCCUGCUGCUCCUUGGCCUCUCCGGCCUGGGCCUUGGUGGCUUCCUCCUCACUCACACAACUGGCCUACGUAGCCCUGAUAUUCCCCAGGAUUGGGUUUCCUUCUUGAGAUCUUUUGGCCAGCUAAGUCUCUGCCCCAUGAAUGGGACAGUCACAGGGAAGUGGCGAGGGCCUCAAGCCGUAGGCCUGCUGACUACUUUGAACUUCGGAGAUGGUCCAGACAGGAACAAAACCCAAACAUUCCAAGCCAAGAUCCAUGGUAGUCAGAUAGGAUUGAAAGGGUCUUUUGCAGGAGAGUCUGUCCUGGUCACAGCCAGGGUGGCCUCAGGAAGGACUCCAGGGACCUGCCUCUAUUUCAGUGCUGUUCCAGGAAUCCUGCCCUCUAGCCAGCCACCUAUAUCCUGCUCAGAAGAGGGAGCUGGAAAUGCCACCCUUAGCCCAGUGGUGGGUGAGGAGUGUGUCAGGGUCUGGAGCCAUGAACGCCUUGUGCUCACCAAGCUGCUUACUUCGGAGGAGCUAGCUCUGUGCGGCACCAGACUGCUGGCCCUGGGCUUUUUCCUGCUUCUGUUGUGUGGCCUUCUCUGCUGUGUCUCUGCUUUGUGCUUCCAUCCACGCCCAGAGUUCUACUGGUCUAGAACAACGCGGCUCUGAGGGUGCCGGCCUGCUCCAUGCUUUGUUCUCAGGUGCAGAUCAAAUUCUUGGGCCUACUUCUGAGUUUAGAAGACCUAUUACAAAAAAUGAAGAAGUGGAAUGUGGGAAAAUAAAUGGCUUUUUGACUA
Molecule: messenger RNA, 1832 nt
Organism: Meriones unguiculatus (Mongolian gerbil)
Lineage: Eukaryota; Metazoa; Chordata; Mammalia; Rodentia; Muridae
Gene: Tmem219
Product: transmembrane protein 219
Exons: 5
Coding region: 883-1704 (273 amino acids)
Source: RefSeq, a predicted model, not a curated record